Molecule: messenger RNA, 2048 nt
Organism: Coregonus clupeaformis (lake whitefish)
Lineage: Eukaryota; Metazoa; Chordata; Actinopteri; Salmoniformes; Salmonidae
Product: tetraspanin-13
Exons: 6
Coding region: 160-771 (203 amino acids)
Cellular component (GO): membrane
Source: RefSeq, a predicted model, not a curated record
GUUUGUGCUGCUGGCAGAAUACUAGUUCAUCUCGGACCAGACUUUGUAGUGGGGACAAUCGUAACCGUCUUGAUUUGGGAUAUUUCCGUUUUUAUUUUGUUUUUACAAGGAAUUGCUUUAUCCUAUUAUUCGUUUCGAUUAUUAUCAAAAAUCUCAAGGAUGGGCUGCUCCGGUUUCACCUGCUCCAAGCACUCCCUCUGUGCGCUCAAUAUCCUCUAUGUUAUGGUGAGUCUGCUGAUGAUCGGCAUCGCUGCGUGGGGGAAGUGGUUCGGCCUGGUGUCUAGCUUCCAGGUGGUGGGCGGAGUCAUUGGAGUGGGCGUGUUCCUGUUCUUCGUGGCAUUGGUCGGCCUCAUCGGGGCCAUUAAGCACCACCAGGUCCUACUCUUCUUCUAUAUGAUCAUCCUCUUCAUGGUGUUCAUCGUCCAGUUCUCUGUCUCCAGCGCCUGUCUAGCCAUCAACAAGGAUCAGCAGGAACACCUGUUGGAGGUGGGAUGGAACAACUCUCAUACCACCCAGAGAGAUGUAGAGAAGAGUCUCAACUGCUGUGGCUUCUACCACGUAGACAACAACGGGACCUGUGAUGCUGCCUGUUUCCCCAACCACUCCUGUUCACCGUGUGCUGAGCAGAUCCAGGCGCAUGCAGGAGAGGUGUUGCGCUUCGUGGGCGGGAUAGGCCUCUUCUUCAGCUUCACUGAGAUCCUGGGGGUAUGGCUAACGUAUCAAUACAGGAACCAGAAGGACCCUCGAGCCAAUCCCAGCGCCUUCCUGUAACCGCUGGCAACUGCUGGCUCUGUGCCCCGCCCCCCUCACCCCACACCCUGGGAGUGGCCAACCCUCCUCCUGGUGAGCUACUGGAUGUGCAGGCUUUUGCUCCAGCCCUACUCUAACUGUAACACUAACACAUCUGAUUCUAAACAAAUUAGCUGCUCAUCGGGACCAUUUUCAGCUGAAUUGGUUGUAUUAGUUAAAGCAGGGCCGGAGCAAAAGCUGCAUACCAAGUAGCUCUCCAGGUGGCUGCCUGUUUUAGGGGCUGUGUUUGUAAAUAAGCGAGUGACUUGUGUGUGUUUUCACCAGCUGAGCGAAGCAGCAGGCCUUUGUGUGGUGUUUCAUGAAGGUGUGUGUCUGGAAAAUAACUGGGUCAUGUUCAUUAGGGCACCAAACGGGAGAAAACUGACUGAGACAGGAGGAACUACAUUUACCUUUACAUUUUCCGUUGCAAAAUGUUUUCCAUUGUGUGCCCUAAUGAACAUGAUCCGGCUGUAUAUUAAAAUGCUGCAUGAACCUAUUACCCUAAUAGGACACCUGAGACCACUCCCAAUCACAAUCAUAUCCUGUAUUUAACCUCUCAUACAUAUAUGGCUCUGCUUCCGAUUACAAAUCUCCUCUUGGAAUCAACGUUUUCAAAGAAUACAUUUGAUAUUUGAUACAAGCGUUCACUAUGCUCAGACCUGUAUUAGAGCAUGUGAACUGUGAUGUUGUGACUACUGAAUCACUCCUGUAUUACAGACCAUGACUGACAUAAUGAAGAACAGUUUGUAUUAUUUUGAGCACAUGGUGACUGAAGAUAUCAUUGAAUAUUUGUACAUUUGAUUUUAACACUCAAUAACUGAAGGACUAUAGCGUGCUGUUGACAAUUGUAUGCUGAUACUACAUACCUACAACUAUUUAAGCAGCUUGUUGUUGCCUUUACUUUAAGUCAUUAUGCUACACAGUAUUACAUUUGUUUUGUGCUCUGUAUAUAUAUUUCUGUGUAAACAUUCCUAAUUAUUAGAAAUCUGCUAAACAAAAUGCAUUAAUGUUAGAGUCAAUUGCUUAUGCUGUCUGAAUAUCAACACUAUGAAAUGCUGGGGAAGACUGACCUGAAAGAAAAUAUGAUCUGCUUUGUUCUGCUGAUAGUGUUACAAAGCCUGGCAGUCCAUUGUGUGUGUGUGCUGCUGCAUCAUGUCUCUGCUAGUGUGUGCUACUGCUACUGAUGGUUCUGUGAACUAGGUACCUGUGCCUUUGUACAAGAAAUCACAAUAAAAUAGAUAUUUUAGAUCUAUUUCAUA